This is a messenger RNA of Penicillium canariense, 189 nucleotides long. Its product is annotated as major facilitator superfamily domain-containing protein. NCBI's taxonomy places the organism in Eukaryota, Fungi, Ascomycota, Eurotiomycetes, Eurotiales, Aspergillaceae. The coding region runs from base 1 to 189 and encodes 62 amino acids. The record is from RefSeq and is a predicted model, not a curated record. The transcript is spliced from 2 exons.
AUGAAGGAAACCGGCGAUGACUGGACUCGGUCGUACCCCGGCAGAACCAUGCUCGUGUCUAUUGUCCUGAGCGUGAACUUGGCCCAUUUCCUCGUUGGUCUCGACAACACCAUUGUUUCCAGCGCCAUUCUCAAAAUCACCGACCAGUUUUAUGUUCUCGGCGAUCUUGGCUGGUACCCAAGCGCAUAG